This is a messenger RNA of Tupaia belangeri chinensis (Chinese tree shrew), 763 nucleotides long. RefSeq names its product UDP-glucose:glycoprotein glucosyltransferase 2-like. Gene Ontology annotation, biological process: ERAD pathway. Gene Ontology annotation, cellular component: endoplasmic reticulum. NCBI's taxonomy places the organism in Eukaryota, Metazoa, Chordata, Mammalia, Scandentia, Tupaiidae. The record is from RefSeq and is a predicted model, not a curated record. Gene Ontology annotation, molecular function: UDP-glucose:glycoprotein glucosyltransferase activity. The annotation marks the transcript as partial. The transcript is spliced from 8 exons.
CAUUAUAAAGAUGAAUCCUCUAGAGAAUAGUACAUUCUUUGAUGUCAUUGCUAAUGUCGAUCCAUUGACAAGAGGAGCACAGAAGAUGGCCCAGUUAUUGGUGGUACUUGGCAAGGUUAUCAACAUGAAGAUAGGGUUGUUCAUGAACUCUAGGCGUAAGCUUUCAGAAGCCCCUUUACAGAGCUUUUACCGUUUUGUUCUGGAACCAGAACUGAUGUCAGGGGUCAAUAAUGUUCCGUCUCUUGGACCAAUGGCAAAGUUCCUGGAUAUCCCUGAAUCACCUCUUCUGACCCUCAACAUGAUUACUCCAGAAGGCUGGUUGGUUGAAAUCGUACACAGCAACUGUGACCUUGAUAAUAUUCAUCUAAAGGAUGGAUAUUUUCAAUUAAAAGCCAACCCAGGUGCUUGGAUUCUGAAAUUACGCCAAGGAAAAUCUGAGGAUAUUUAUCAAAUAGUUGGAUAUUUGUGUUUUUCUACUUUCACGCAUAAAGGAACUGAUUCUGAACCAGAAUUAGGACAUGUCAUUGUUGUAUUAAACAGCUUCAAAAGCAAGAUCCUUGAAGUGCAAGUACAAAAGAAACCAGAUAGAAUUAAGGAAGAUAUCCUUACUGAAAAAGAUGAAAAAAGAAAAGGAGUGUGGGAUUCCAUUAAGAGAAUUAUGAUGCUUUCUGUUUUAUGUAACACAAAAACACCAGUGAAAUUCUGGUUUCUAAAAAACUCUCUCUCACCAACAUUUAAAAUUGAUAAAUUUGAGCCAUUAUAG